This is a messenger RNA of Gymnodraco acuticeps, 2236 nucleotides long. It is a transcript of the gene adprhl1, whose product is annotated as ADP-ribosylhydrolase like 1. Gene Ontology annotation, biological process: protein de-ADP-ribosylation. The transcript has 7 exons. Gene Ontology annotation, molecular function: magnesium ion binding; ADP-ribosylarginine-[protein] hydrolase activity. The record is from RefSeq and is a predicted model, not a curated record. NCBI's taxonomy places the organism in Eukaryota, Metazoa, Chordata, Actinopteri, Perciformes, Bathydraconidae. Bases 357 to 1436 code for a protein of 359 amino acids.
CCCAACACAAAGAAACACUUGAUGCGUUUGUUUUCACAUCCACCUUGGUACUGAGAAACUCUACAAAGCUCCACGAGUGGGAAGAGAGAUUGUAUUGAAGUGGAGACAGGUGGUAGCUCCAUAUCAAGCGGAAAUCUUCAUAUUGUGAGAGCCUGACGAAGUUGUUAUUCAGGAUGUUUUGGGGCAAGGGAAUUUGUUCUUCUUCCUUGGUUCUGUGACCGUGUGUUCGGUUGAUGUGCUGAAGAAUUACAGCUGAAAGGAGGUAAUACUUCAGCCUUUGUUUGUGCCAGGAGUCGUCUAGAUCCCAGGAGAAGUGACCACUUCAUUCAAGAGAACAACCUCUGUUGCUAUCCAGUAUGAUGGAGAAAUUCAAGGCUGCCAUGGUUUUGGGAGCUGUUGGUGAUGCUUUGGGCUACAGAAAAGGAAGCUGGGUAAACUGCCAUUCAGGCAAGCAGAUCCAAGAGGAGCUAGCCUCUCUGGGGGGACUGGGGGCCCAGAAACUGGACCCGGAAAACUGGCCCCUGAGUGAUGCAACGCUGAUGCACAUCACCACGGCAGAAGGACUCAUAACAGAUUACUGGUGUCUGGAGGACCUGUACCGGGAGCUGGUGCGCCUCUAUGUUGAAGCCAUGGUGUCGCUGCAGGGCAGAGCACCUGACCCGGCCACAGUGGAGGGAUGUGUUCAUCUCAAACCUCACAACUUCCUGCUCGCCUGGCAUACACCCUUCAAUGAAAAAGGGUCUGGGUUUGGGGCGGCUGCAAAAGCCAUGUGUGUUGGUAUGAGAUACUGGCAACCUGAGAGGAUCGACAGCCUGGUGGAGGUCAGCAUUGAGAUUGGAAGGAUGACCCACAACCACCCCACAGGUUUCUUAGGCUCCCUGACAACGGCACUGUUUGCAUCCUAUGCCAUCCAGGGGAAACCUCUGGUGACUUGGGGCCGUGAGCUCAUGAAGGUCAUCCCUCGAGCAGAGGACUACUGCAGGAAAACCAUACGACACCUGGCAGAGUAUCAGGAGAACUGGUUUUACUUUGAGGCCAAGUGGCAGUUUUACCUGGAAGAGAGAGAAAUAGAGAACGAAGACCAGAACAAACCCACCUUCCCUGAUCGCUAUGAUGCUGAGGAGACAGACAAGAUUUAUAAGCGCUGGAGCUCAGAGGGCCGUGCGGGCCGCAGAGGUCAUGAUUCCCCCAUGAUAGCCUACGAUUCCCUCUUAGCAGCAGGGGGUGACUGGGCAGAACUGUGCAAAAGAUCCAUGUUUCAUGGAGGUGAAAGUGAAGCCACAGGCCUGAUCGCAGGUUGUCUCUAUGGCCUCAUGCACGGCCUGAGUCAGGUUCCCCCAAGCCUGUACCAGGAUUUGGACAAAAGAGAGCGUCUGGAGGAGCUGGGAGAAAAGCUUUACAAAGCAGCAUCUGCAGAGAAGUGCAUAGACAAGUAAUCCUUCUCUACACUGGCCUGAACCCUACUGGCUAUCAGGGGAACUGCACAAGGCUGCUUCCCUUUGUUCCACACUUCCCUCUCUUUCUUAGAAUCCUAAUAGUCUAUAGGGACACCAUGUCCUUUCCUUGCCUGUACUCCCCCCACUCUUUGAUUUGGCUUUUUCGCAGUUCAUGAAUUGGAAAAUAAUGCAAAUUUGAGGCAGAGGAACAUCAAAAGGGAGACCAUUUAGGGUAUUGAGGUUCAGCCUUUGUCAUGACUGCUUUCAUUUGAGGUCAUUUCUCUGGAGCUGCAUCUGCACUCAGUUGCAUAUUUGUCAACUGAUGGCAGGGAGGAAUAACCUGUCUCCAACUCAUAUUAUUCUGACAGAACUGUGAGGAAAAUAAAAACUAUUCUGCUUUUUUUACUUUUAUUUUAACUGAGAAUAGUAAACCUCUCAAAAUGAAUACACGAUAAUUUCCUUCUCUGGCAUUUUCCCUCUUCUAAAGCUAACCAGCAUUAACACGAAGCACAAGGUUAUGUCGUGUCAUGGAGGAUCUAUUCCUUCAAAACAUUGUGCAAACCUUUAAUAAACUAACAGAUUUUAAGAUUCAGUAGUUUUGCAUCUAUAUUCUUUUAAUUGUUUGAACACAUAAGAUUGUUGAUUCGUGCAAUAGCAUUACUUUUAUCUUAUACUGUGAUAAACUAUUAUUUGCACUGUGAUGCUCUUAUCAGGUAUAAUAUUAGUGUACUAUUUUGUGAAAGUUACUAGCAAUUUCCUGGUCAAUAUAUGAUGUGAAUAUUAAACUGGACUCAGAUAUA